AUGGCUACACCAAAUUCUUUUAGAUGUGUUUCCGAUAGAUUUGAUGUUGAUAAAGCAACAGCGUGGCGAAUUGUGCAAAGAGUAGUAAACGCUUUGUAUGAAAAUGUAUCACAAUUUAUUCGUUGGCCAACGAUGGAAGAGGCAGAGCAAACAAUGGAAAAAAUAAAACAAAAUUACGGGUUUCCAGGUGUCAUAGGUGCAAUAGAUGGCACUCAUAUAAAAAUUAUUGCACCGAAAGAUCAUGGUGAAUCGUAUAUUAAUAGAAAAGGAUAUCAUUCUAUUCAGUUGCAAGUUAUUUGUGAUGAAAAUUUAAAAUUUUUACACUGUUAUGGUGGACAGGUUGGGUCUGUACAUGACAAUCGUGUUUUUCGAUUGUCCAACUUUGAAACCUUGUGUACAGAUGAUAAUUUUCCUAAUGAUAGUCAUUUACUGGGAGAUGCAGCUUAUAGUAUUUCAAAGUAUAUAAUGGUACCGUUUAAAGAUAAUGGUCAUUUAUCUGAAAGGCAAAUAAAUUUUAAUAAACGCUUAUCUUCUGCGAGAAUGAUUGUUGAGCGAUUUUUAGGUUUAUUGAAAGGUCGUUUUCGUAGUAUCUUAGAUACUCUACCUAUGCAAAGGACGGAUUUGAUUCCAAAAUACAUAAUUGCCUGCUGCAUUUUACAUAAUAUUUGUAUAUUAAAUAAUGAUAUAAUUGAAACUCCUAUUAUUAUAAAUGAAUCUCACGUUAUACAAGAACAAUUAAGAACUGCAGACACUAAUGCACAAAACGAGGGCAUUGAGAAAAGAAAUGCUAUUAUGUAUUCUUUGUCAAAUAUUUUUUAAAUGUAUAUAAAAGACAAAAUAAUUUUAUAAUUA
Messenger RNA from Temnothorax curvispinosus, 852 nucleotides. Its product is annotated as putative nuclease HARBI1. The coding region runs from base 1 to 819 and encodes 272 amino acids. The record is from RefSeq and is a predicted model, not a curated record. The transcript has 3 exons. Lineage: Eukaryota; Metazoa; Arthropoda; Insecta; Hymenoptera; Formicidae.